AUGGCCCAGGUCGACCGACGCAAGCGCUCGCUCGAGCAAGAGGCCGACGCCAUGUCCGACCCCGUCUCUGCUCGCAAAAAGCUCAAGACCUCCGACCUGCCGCUCACUCAGAACAAGCGCGCUGCCAUCGAAGCCAUCCUGCACACCUUCAAGAAGAAGGGCGAGUUCGACUCCCUGCGCAAGGAUGCUUUCAACAAGUUCGAACAGAGCGAUGCAAAGUCCACCCUCAUCCAAUCGCUGGAGGAGCUCGGCGAGAGCGAAACCACCCGCAACCCUACCCUCCUCUCCAAGGACCGUCGCAUAGCCGCCCCACUACUCGAAGGCGCCGCCGAGCGCAGCGAGAUCUACCGCGCUGCCGAAACCCGUGUGCGCGACAUCCUGCACUCCGUCCUCGAGGAGCAGGCCGGCGCCGAGGCUCGCAUGCGCGAGAUCCGCCGCGCCGACAUUGGGGAUGAAGCAGCAAAGGAGGAGCUUAUUCGUGGUAGCAAGACGGAGGAAGACUAUCUGAGAGAAGCUGGGCAGCGCCGUGAGGUACGACAGAUUUCCCGUGACGCUCGCUUGGAAAUGGAGGAACAGCGGGAACGCGAGGAGAAGAAAAAGGCAGAGGAUGAGCGUCGCCGCAAGCGCGAAGAGGAGGAACGAAGGGAGAAGGAGCGCCAAGAGCGUGAGGAAGCUCGUCGCAGACUGCGCGAAGAGAGGGAGGCUGAGCGCCAGCGCGAGUACGAACGAGAGCGCGAAGUGCGUAGGGAGAAAGAAAGACAAUGGGAACGUGAGAGGGAGGAACGACGCGAAAAACGACGCCGUGAGGAUGAGGAGUACGAACGUGAGCGUUCGCGUCGCUAUGAUCGGGACCGCGACCGGGACAGGCGCCGCAGAUCGACGAGCAGGGACACGAGCAGAGGCAGAUACAGAGCCAAAAGCAGGGACAGAAGUAAGGAUAGGCACAAGGACAAGAGCAGAAGUAGGGACAAGCACAGAGAUCGGAGCAAGGAAAAGCGGCGGUCACCCACUCCAGAGGCACGCCCUUCUUCUCCGGACCAAAGCAAGCCGGCUGAUGAGGCGGAGAAGGUCGAGAAGACUGCUGAGGAGGUUAAGAUCUCUGACGAAGAAGCCCUCAGCCUGCUCCUCGAAGAGAGUAAGGCGCUUGAAAAGUCCCGCCAACGCCCCGAACUGGAGAGGUCCAGUUCUCUGGAGCCGCCUAGCCGCAAGUCACUGGUCCCCAAGUCCAUCGUCCCACGCGAUCCCGCAGCUCAGCGCCUAGCAAGGCUGGACCCCAAGGACAAAGCUCCCCUAUCUUCACCCACUACGCCGAAGCCUGAGGAUGCCGUGCCGAGAAGAGAAGACAUCCCCAUCCUCAAGAAAGAAGAAUCCACCAAAGAAGACGCCCGGUCCGUCCGCGCCGCCUCCGUCGCCGGCUCCGUCCGCUCCUCCCGCGCCGAGCGCGACGGGCACGAGCGCGAGUCCCGCCGCGGCGGCGGACGCUCCCGCUCCAGAGACAAGGACUCGCACCGAGGCGGCGGCCGUUCGCGCUCGCGCAGCCGAGCCACCGCCUCGCGCCGCAGCCGCUACCACUCGCGCUCCCCGAGCGUCGCUCGCUCCUCCCGCUACGACGACGACCGCCGCCGCUCCAGCCGCUUCUACGACGCUCGCGACCGCGAUCGCGGCGACCGCUACGACAGGCGUGGCGGUUACCGCAACCAUUCGCGCAGCCCGUCCGGCGGCCGUUACCGCGCCGCGAGCCGGAGCCCGGCGCCGCGAAGAAACGGUUACAGGGCCGGUGGCGGUGGUGGUGGUGGCGGCGGCGGCGGCGGCGGCGGCGGUGGUGGUGGUAGGUCGAGGAGUAGGAGUCCGCCUGAGACGGACAGGUACAUACCGGGUGGCGGAAGCUCGAGGAGGGACAGCCAUAGGGAUCGAGACCGCGACAGGGGAGACCGCGACCGCGACAGGGGGGACCGCGACCGUGAUCGGGACCGCGACUACAGAGAUAGGGACCGCGGCGAUCGUGACCGAGAUAGAGAUAGGGAGAGGGAUAGGGACCGUGACCGCGACCGCGACCGCGACUACAGGAGCCGCGGUGAUAUCGACCGAUACAUCCCGGGUGGUGGCAGAGUGGGCGGAGGGAACUCGAGGGAUGAUCGGAACAGGAGCAGAGAGAGGGACAGGGAUCGAAGAAGGGAUAGGAGCAGGAGCCGGAGCAGGGGCUCGAGGCGUUGA
Molecule: messenger RNA, 2214 nt
Organism: Diplodia corticola
Lineage: Eukaryota; Fungi; Ascomycota; Dothideomycetes; Botryosphaeriales; Botryosphaeriaceae
Product: arginine rich protein
Exons: 1
Coding region: 1-2214 (737 amino acids)
Source: RefSeq, a predicted model, not a curated record